UUUAACCAAUUUAGUGCGUUCCCAAAUUCAUCGAGAAAAAAUUAUUUUAACCUUCCGUGCACCUUUUAAUUCUCCCUCGCAAACGCGAGCACACCACUUUGCAGUUCUCAUACGUAUGGAUCCAUUUACGAACGUAAACCGGUGACCGUGCACGUUGAACAGUGAACUGGAACGCCACAAUUAUUGACGAUUAUUGACGGCACAAUAAUGCACACGUUCCUAACACGAGGAAAUGCUAUCUUGGCAUAUACGUUAAGCGUUUCGGCCUGCCUCACAUUUUGCUGUUUUCUCUCGACAGUUUUUAUUGAUUACAGAGCGAACGCUACGUUAAAUACGGUUAAAGUUGUCGUAAAGAAUGUACCAGAUUACAGUGCAUCGAGAGAAAAGAACGAUCUGGGUUACUUGACUUUUGAUUUACAAACUGAUCUUACUCCAUUGUUCAAUUGGAAUGUUAAGCAAUUAUUCUUAUACCUCACGGCAGAAUAUCAGACAGAAAAUAAUGAAUUUAAUCAGGUAGUAUUAUGGGAUAAAAUAGUUCUUCGUGGAGAUAAUGCUGUUCUAGAUUUCAAAAAUAUGAAUACAAAGUAUUACUUUUGGGAUGAUGGCAAAGGUCUCAGGGGAAAUAAGAAUGUAACGUUAACACUGUCCUGGAACAUUAUUCCAAACGCUGGAUUGUUACCUAGUGUUAAUGCUCUUGGUUCUCAUACUUUUGCAUUCCCGCCUGAAUACACAACAUUACGUGUAUAACGCAUAUUUAAAUGUAUAUGUGUUACGAUUGUAUAAUAUGAUUUUGUAAGACUUAUUUAAAUUGCAUAAAAUUCAUGUACAAUAAACAACGUUUAUUUCUUCACGGUCA
Molecule: messenger RNA, 856 nt
Organism: Trachymyrmex cornetzi
Lineage: Eukaryota; Metazoa; Arthropoda; Insecta; Hymenoptera; Formicidae
Gene: Spase22-23
Product: Signal peptidase complex subunit Spase22-23
Exons: 6
Coding region: 208-747 (179 amino acids)
Biological process (GO): protein targeting to ER
Cellular component (GO): signal peptidase complex; membrane
Source: RefSeq, a predicted model, not a curated record